AUGGAAGCGCAGUACACAACACCACAAAAGUCUUUGGAAAAAGUUUUGGGAGUGAUUGUCCCAUCUCCUUUUAAGAGGAGUUUGUUUUGGCCGGAAAAUUGGAUGGAUAGUAAUAAGAAGAGAAUGAAACGAGAGAAAAUUCCAUCAACAGUAACUAGUAAAGCUUGGAAAGAAUAUCACGAGAAAAAGGAAACUGAGAAAAAUAAAAAACAGCAAGAAAAAGACGAAAGAGCUAGACAGAGAAUAGAAAAAAAUAAAUUAAAAGAACAGUUAACCAAUGAAAAGAACAUUAAAAGCAAGAUUAAGAAAACUGUUCAAGAAGAUUCGACUUCAGAAGAGUCAGAUGUGGAGAUUUCAUACGCUGAAAGUGAUAUUAGUUAUAACUUAGAAGAUGACGAAGAGAAAGAACCAGAAAGAGAAAAAAUAACAAAAACAAAGAAUGAAAUAGACUGUGAUUUUAUAGACUCGGAUUUAGAAAAUUUGCCCUUAAGUAAAAUUGCAUCUUCAAAAGCAACUAAACCAAAUAAAAACAGGAAGUUUUCGAUAGGAAAUUUCGUAAUAAUUAAGUAUGAAGGGUACUCCCCUUCAUACUCUACAUUUUCCUGGUAA
Molecule: messenger RNA, 609 nt
Organism: Arctia plantaginis
Lineage: Eukaryota; Metazoa; Arthropoda; Insecta; Lepidoptera; Erebidae
Source: the annotation of a GenBank genome assembly